Myxozyma melibiosi is the source of this 938-nucleotide messenger RNA. RefSeq lists its product as uncharacterized. The record is from RefSeq and is a predicted model, not a curated record. Bases 231 to 797 code for a protein of 188 amino acids. NCBI's taxonomy places the organism in Eukaryota, Fungi, Ascomycota, Lipomycetes, Lipomycetales, Lipomycetaceae. The transcript has a single exon.
CCCAAAGCGAACUAACGCGAAGGGCGCGCGGGUGGGCCUCCUGAAGAGGCUUUUGGACGCAGUACCGCUGCUGCGCCACAUCUCGUAGCUGCCCUUCCCGCGCGCGGGGCGUGACGAACAGAGGCUUAUUGGCCUGUGGCGCGCGAGAUCCGUGCGCGCGAUGUCGCCACGCGCCGAGCCGGCUGGGUGCUGAGAGGAACUGUGUUUUGCUACCAUUAAUCGCAGGAUGCAUGCACUAUGAACGGUCUAUUGGCAAUCUAUUUACACAUAUUUGUGCGGUUAUUGCGGCGGUUGCUGAUAUCGAGUUUGUCUGUUUUGAUUGCCGCAGGCGCAGCCGUCGUCGUGGCUUUGCCUCGAAAUUGACGGCGCGCGCUUCACAUCCUAACAGCCAUGAAGAGACUACCAUUUCAUGUCCUGAUUUUGAUGUGUUAUUUUAUUCCUAUUUAGACAAUUUCUCGCGCGCUUUUCUUUAUGUCCAUGUCCAUGUCCAUGACCAUGUUCUCUGGUCACGGGCACGCGCGGCUCACGCGUUGCAGAUGUUCCCGAAUUGUCCCCGGUUAAAGUCCGCGAGCGCGACCGCUGCCAUGGGAGAAGCGCUAUCAUCAAAUACGUCCUCGAUGCAGUUAGGGCGAGAGUGCUUUUUGUGCGGUGCACGCGGUGCACGUCGUAUCUGGAUGUUGUCAGAAGAGUCCUUUUAUUUGCGCAUUGCAGAUGUAGAACUGCAAACUCAGAGAGAUUACUGGAGCAAGGAUACGGAGGGAAGUACGGGAAUAAGGAGAGCGAGCUCCCGUCGCUAGGUACUUCCCGCAACGAUAUGGAACUAAAGCACCAAACAAACACGCCAAAUGCUUAUUUUUCAUCUUAGACUUGACAGGACUCCCGCGUAUAUUUGCCUUUGCGCGAUCUGCUCGAUGCCAUAGUUAUUGCGCGGGUGACUC